Molecule: messenger RNA, 3489 nt
Organism: Macrobrachium nipponense
Lineage: Eukaryota; Metazoa; Arthropoda; Malacostraca; Decapoda; Palaemonidae
Gene: Chi
Product: LIM domain-binding protein 2-like
Exons: 9
Coding region: 933-2579 (548 amino acids)
Biological process (GO): negative regulation of transcription by RNA polymerase II; nervous system development; positive regulation of transcription by RNA polymerase II
Cellular component (GO): nucleus; transcription regulator complex
Molecular function (GO): LIM domain binding
Source: RefSeq, a predicted model, not a curated record
CAGAAGAGAAUAGAGAGGCAGACAAGAGAAAGAGAGAGGGAGAACGAAGUGUGCGCGUGAGAGAGGCGAACACACGCGUACACAUACAUACAUACACACACACGCACAGAGAGAGAGAGAGAGAGAGAGAGCAAAGCGAGAAGCGCGCUAGCGAAUCCCACCGCCACCAACAACGUCCUCCUCCUUCCUCCUCCACCAUCUCCACCACUCCAGCAGCAGCGGCAGCCGCGGCAGCUACACUACAGACAGUCACCCGGGGACUCUCCGAUCAUCACUACCAGCGGUCCCGUUGCCGCCGUUUCCGCGCUCAGACGUCGACUCGUGCUAAGAUUUUUUUGAUCGUCUUUCUCCCCAACGGGUAGCUUUUACGUGUGUGGUGGUCUUGAUGCCUUCCCAUCUCGAGAGGUCUUUCUGGAGGUGGCUCCCGUGACGUUCGCAGUGUGCAUGGGGCCGAUUCUGGCCCCUCAGUCGUCUUUCGUUGGGACUGAUCGUCGUCGUCGCCGUCGUUGUGAUCGAGCGUCAACUGGAUGAAGAGGUGGUGGUGGCGUUUUUACUCUUUGAUUUCUGUGGCGUUGUUGACCUCUUCUCCUCCUCCUCCUCUUCUUCUUCUGCUGUGUGGCCAAGACGUAACUCCGAAGGCGACUGGAGUGCCGUCAUCGGUGCAGAACCUUUGAGGCCAGGGUGAUUUUUUUUUUUUUUUCCUUUUUUAAUUUGAAAAGUAGCGACACAGUGUUACCAAGAAAGUGAAAAUUGGACAACACAGGGGAAGGAGAAACAAGUCAGGAGGAGAAGGAGGGGAGAGAAAGAGUAGUGACAAUGGGUGGCGCCGACCACAUGGUUUAGUGGACAAAGUGAAGAGUAGGAGGAGGAGGAGGUGGCCAGGGCCGCGCUCUAUGCUGGCCGCCGCCACAGACGGCUGAACACAUUGCUAUAUGCCCAUCAAGACGGGUCGACGCAAGCAACCCGUCACCACGGGGUUGGGGGCCCCAGGGGACCAUGACAGCCUGCCACCCCCAGCCCCGCACAUGAUGCCCGGUGCCACGGGCCCUACUGCUCCCAUAGGCGGGGACACCGCCCCUGUUGGGUCGGGCAAUAUGCCCCAUGGCCCGCAGGGGGGACCAGGAGGACUCGGGGCACAUCCGGGUCAUGGCCCACCGGGCUCAUCCGCUGGCUUCUUCCACGGUCCAGGCGGCCCUGGGGGACCUGGAGGACCAGCGGGACCAACUGGACCUGUCGUGUCGGGACCGGGACCUGGAGGUCCGGGUAUGCCAACCCAUGGGAUGCCCAACGGACCGCAAGGCCCACCCGGACCCGGAGGGCCUGGCCCUGGCAUGAUGGGCGGCCCCGGUCCUGGUGGACCCGGGCCUGGAAUCCCCAUGCAUGGGCCAGGUGGCCCUCCGGGACCCAUGAACCCGGCCUUCUUCAGAAGGCACACACCAUAUUUUGGUCAACCUGACUAUCGCCUUUAUGAGCUUAAUAAACGGCUACAACAAAGAUCUGAGGAAUCAGAUAAUCUGUGGUGGGAUGCAUUUGCAACUGAAUUUUUUGAGGAUGAUGCCACCCUCACCCUUACCUUUUGCCUUGAAGAUGGCCCCAAAAGAUAUACCAUUGGGAGAACCCUAAUACCACGGUAUUUUAGAAGCAUCUUCGAAGGUGGUGUCACGGAGCUAUACUACACCUUGAAGCACCCCAAAGAAUCCUUUCACAAUACCUCAAUCACACUAGACUGUGACCAGUGCACGAUGGUCACUCAUCAUGGCAAAUCUAUGUACACGAAGGUUUGCACUGAUGGUCGACUUAUUUUAGAAUUUACCUUUGAUGACUUGAUGCGAAUCAAGUCGUGGCAUUUUGCCGUCCGUGCCCACCGUGAAUUAAUUCCUCGGUCCGUUGUGGCCAUGCACUCCCAGCAAGACCCUGGCAUGGUUGAGACCCUUAGUAAGAAUAUAACACGGCAGGGCAUUACCAACCACACCCUCAACUACCUCAGGUUAUGCGUUAUACUGGAGCCUAUGCAGGAACUGAUGUCCAGACACAAAGCAUAUGCUUUGUCUCCACGUGACUGUCUCAAAACUACUCUUUUCCAAAAGUGGCAGAGAAUGGUUGCACCUCCAGGUGCAGCUAAUCAAGCAAAUGGUAAAAAUGGUGCCGAUGGAGAAACUCAACGAGCACCUAACAAACGGCGAAAAAGGAAAGGAUCACAAUCAGGUCAAAACACAACAGCAAAUUCUACAGGUUCCGGUAAAAAAAGAUCGCCAGGACCCAACUUUAGCCUUGCCACCCAAGUCUCCCAGGAUGUGAUGGUUGUUGGAGAGCCUUCAUUGAUGGGUGGCGAGUUUGGCGAUGAAGAUGAACGUCUCAUAACGCGCCUAGAGAACACUCAGUACGACACAACUUCCGUAGAGGAUACUGGAAAUGGUGGUGCACCGCAAGGAGCUGGACCUGGCGGUCCUGGACCUGGACCUGCAGGUCCGACACCAUUCAACAACUCUCCUAUGACAUCUGGACCAGGUGGACCCUGGCCUGACCCAGCACGACAGCCCCAGGAAGCAGACAAAAAAUCUCCUGCAAUAAGUCAGUAACACAAAAAGAACAUAACAAUGAAGUAUUAAAUACAGCUAUUUUUUGUAGCUGGCCUUUUAAUUGAAUAGCAUGUUGUUGAUGUACAAGCAAACAAAAUAUGAAAAAGAAACUGAGGACAGUUUAGUAUUUCUUUUAAAGAAAAUUGUACUUGCUUACGGACAGUGUAUUUAAAUUUUGUCAUAUUAUGUUCUUUUCAUGUGAAGAAUGCAUUAAUUUUGUAUGGCAUUACAAUCUAUGCAGGCCAUGUUUUACAAAUUCUGUCUUUCUUUUAUCCAAAGCUUUAAAAUUUGAAAUAAAACUCAAUGCGUAACUUGAAGAGCAGCCCUUCAUAUACUUCCCUACAUAUGAAGCUUUAGUUGGGGUACGACUUAUGUGACACAAUCUUACCAUGAAGGAAGUAAAGGAUAUAAUUUUAUAAGAUACAAAGAAUAGGAUUAAAUCAUACUCCUCAUUCUUUAAUUGCCUUUGUUAGCAUUGUUAUCUACUACAGACAGCAGUUUAUAACUUUUGUAUCUUGAAGAAAAUAGGGACCAAGUUAUGGUCAAAGUUUCAAAGUUAGGUAAUCUGGCAUUUUCAUUUCUGUCUCAUAUACUUGUCAAGGUUAUAAGGCAGAUGCAUUUUUAUUGUUUACGAAAUGUUAUAUAGUACCUUGCCAAUACAGUUGUCUUGAGAUAUGGUAGUUGUUCCUUUAUACUAUGUGAUGAUUAUGUAAAGUAUUUAUAUAUUCAAGCAUGGAAGGGAAAUUUAUGUAGCAAAUUUGGGAGAAUGUUUCAAAACAAGAAUUAUGUUGUAUGUGUAUAUCAGUGGUAAUCUAAGUUAUAAAUUUAAACUGUGGUUCUUGGCCUGCACUAGCAAUAUUCUUUGGGAAUGAUGUAAAGGCAUGAAUUCAGGUGUAUAAUUAUAUAUAUA